Molecule: messenger RNA, 1638 nt
Organism: Lachancea fermentati
Lineage: Eukaryota; Fungi; Ascomycota; Saccharomycetes; Saccharomycetales; Saccharomycetaceae
Source: the annotation of a GenBank genome assembly
AUGAUCUGGAAACGAUGCCUACAUCAACUAGGUUAUUACCAGCCGAAUAUAAAUAACAAAAGGCUUAUUCUUUCCGUUCUUAACUCUACUGCAACUAAAAGAGAAGCUAAGGACUACUUAAAGAAGUAUGCAAAUAACGGAGUACCAAAUCAUUGCUUGAUUUUGAUAAGGAACAUAGCAUCACAUGAGCUGAUUACACUCAAUCGUUUUAUGCAAAUCGUCACUCGACUAAAAAUGCUGGGAAUCAAACCGAUGUUCGUCAUGCAUCCAAAUGAAGACGUCGAAAGGCAAACUGAUUUUCUCGAUAACCUCUUUACGAAAUCCCAAAUCCCAUCCAUUUGUAUUCCCGAUGCAUUGAUCAAGAAGACGAAUGGAACUUACGAAUCUCCUGUGCAUUAUAGAAAGCUCGAUGGCAUAAUACCCAUCAUUAAGCCGUACAUAUUCGAUGAAAGUACAUGUACUCAUCUACCAAAAACGGAACCGUCCACGUUCAUGGGCUUGUUGGUUAAGCAUUUAGACUGUCAUGUUGACAAGUUCUUUCUCUUGAAUCAUUCUGGGGGUAUUCCCUCUGGCGAAAGGAAUGAAAAUGCGCAUGUAUUUAUCAACCUCUCCCAAGAGUAUGGAUCUCUAUCUAAAUCGCUGUCAACCAAAAUCGAUCUUAUGGCAAAGGAGAUAAACGAUAAUAGUGCGAAUCUGUACGAUCAAAUGAAAAUCGUAUUUCAUAAACAGGAACUUCAAAGGAAUCAUAAACAAUACCAUGAUCACUUAGAAGACCUGGAGAUAAUGAACUCUGUGCUCUCUGUACUUUCUCUAUCAUCUACAGGUCUGAUUACAACCCUAGCUACCGCAUCUAAGCUUGCUAAAAACCCCGUACUGUAUAAUGUGCUCACCGAUCGAUCCAUGAUAUCGUCAUCGCUGCCAAGAUUUAAAAGGGUAGCGAACUCUGAUGUUUCGUGGUAUGAACUAGCAAUUGACAAAAGGCUACCAGAAGAUUCCCCAGACGGUCCUUUAGUGACAACAGUUUUGAAAAAAGGUGUGGAUAUCAAAGUCUUUGACUACAGAGUUCUCACAAAUGAAAACUCCAUUGGACUGCCGAUAGGAUUUGACAAUCAAGAAAUCAGCAUGCAAAAAUCGUGCGAAAGAGUCAACCUGGAAAAGUUAAAGGCAAUUAUUGAUCAGAGCUUCAAUCGCAAACUUGAUCUAGUACAUUAUCUCAACCGCAUUAAUGGACGUAUUGCAUCUAUCAUUGUCAUCGGAGAUUAUGAAGGUCUCGCCAUUCUUACCUACGAAGGACCGACUGAUGCACAGUUUCCUUACCUGGAUAAAUUUGCUGUUAUGCCGCAUCUCAAAGGCUCUCUUGGAAUCUCAGAUAUCAUAUUCAAUUUGAUGUUUAAAAAAUUCCCUCAUGAAUUGGUAUGGAGGAGUCGAAGAGACAACGUUGUGAACAAAUGGUACUUUCAAAGGAGUGUAGGAGUCAUUGACCUUUCAAUGGAUAUAGGGGAGGGAAAUAGAAAACCUAGUAUUUUUAAGCUGUUUUUCCAUGGAGAUCCUCACGAUGGAUCAGGGUUUGAUAACGUCAAGCGACUUAAAGAGUACGCAGCGUAUGUCAGAGACAUAGAGCCAAGUUGGGAAACAUGA